Molecule: messenger RNA, 672 nt
Organism: Penicillium subrubescens
Lineage: Eukaryota; Fungi; Ascomycota; Eurotiomycetes; Eurotiales; Aspergillaceae
Product: SANT/Myb-like DNA-binding domain-containing protein
Exons: 6
Coding region: 1-672 (223 amino acids)
Source: RefSeq, a predicted model, not a curated record
AUGUCGUCCCCUCCAACAUCCAAACGGAUCAAGACUUCGGCCACAACUAGCGCCCCGCCACAUCUCCUCGCUCAACAGCAGAUCCAUCCAUUCCACCGGGUCCCGACCUUUGAAGGCAUCCCCAUUCCUACGGCACCUCUUCCCCAUCAACAACAGCAGCCACCGCAGCAACAUCAUCAGCAGCAACAACAGCAGCAGGUGCAGCAACAACAACACCAACAGCAACAGCAGCAAGCCUCCUCACGCAAGCGUCCUCAAUCUCCAAUUACGGGCUCUUCCACGAUGAUGGCCGCACCCAUGGGCUCUACGGGCGGUGCGAUCGAGGGUGACCCAACCGCUAUUCCACCCGCCCCAGAGCCCGCUCCCAAGAAGAAGGGUCGCACCAAUACCCCGUGGACCGCCGAGGAGGAACAACGACUCAAGACCAUGCGCGACGCCGGUCGAAGUUGGAGCGAAAUCGCCAAGACUUUCCCUACGCGGACUGAGGGCAGUGUGAAGAAGCACUGGUACAAGGAUAUGCAUUACGCUGAAUUUGCCGAAGAUGAGUCCAUAAAACUCCGUGACGCAAUCAAGGAGUACGAGGCAAACAAGUGGAAGGUCAUCGGACAGAAAGUCGGCAAGCCUGCUAAGGCUUGCGAACAAUAUGCCAAAGAACAUUUCAAGAAUCUUUGA